Messenger RNA from Symbiodinium pilosum, 1994 nucleotides. NCBI's taxonomy places the organism in Eukaryota, Dinophyceae, Suessiales, Symbiodiniaceae. The record is from the annotation of a GenBank genome assembly.
AUGUGUACCCCUUCGGGCCGCUUUGGCAAGUUGGAAGUGUCCCCUGAAGUGCGGGCGCAGUGGCUUAAGGGUGGAGCCCCAAGAAAGCACUUGAUGAACAUCUUGGUCAAGGCGGACGGUAACAAGGAGCUCUUCAAGAAGAGGGUGGAGCAUAUUAGAACAACAUCCCGGAGCAAGGGUUUGAUCAUAGAGUCUGGGUGGUACACGAAGAAAGCCAUGAAAGACGAGCUUGGCUGGGAUAAGGACACCAUCAAGGGGGCGGUGGCCUACUGCUCUUCGAAGGAGCGUGUGAAGACGCAUGUUCGGAGAUCCAAGUACAACCGGAAGGUGCUCGAAUAUUGGGUCGACACCAAGACCAUCGGCAAGUUCACCGCUACCGAAAGCGAGGAAAUCAAAGACUCUACGAUUGCUGAAGGGGAGGCUGACGGUUUCGUGCUUGGCCUUGAACCAGGGGAGCCUUCGGAUCCCUACCGUGGGGCCUCAGAUGACGAGGAUGACGAUGACGCUGAAAGCUCAGAGGAUGAAGGAGCAAGCAAGAAGGGUAAGGGCAAAGGCAAUGGAGGCAGAAAGCUUCCCAAGGCUGAGGUUCAGGAGGAGCGAGCUUUGGAGGCUGUCGAAAAUGUUGGCGAGGUGUUGGCCAACGUCCUCCGGACCAAGUCAAGGUUGGAGACCACUAUGGACAGGCUGCGUGAGAUCCGCAACGAGGUAACUCCAUCACACGCGUGUGGAAUUGCAGCUGGCUUUUGGGAAGAGAUUUCGGGCUUUGCGGAUACAGAAAAUAUUCCCAGCAGAGAUUUUCUGAAAGAAGCUGCUCGCCUGAAGGAGACUAAGCACGAGCACAAGUUGCAUGGGCUUCUCGAGAAGUUCAAUCUCACUGCUAGAAUCCCCAAAACCACUGUCAGCCUGGGAACAAAAUCAACGCUGGAUCAUCCCGUUUUGAGGCCCAAGGACUUCAUAUCAACGCUGUCUACAGAGGGCAAGCUAGAUUUACUUUUCUGUGGUCACACUGGCGUUGAUUACGUUGACUUUUGGAAUCUCUGGCGUCUGGUUCAAAGUGAUCAUCCAAUCUUUCGAACCCACAAAACAAGAUUGAGCUCUUGCAUCCCAAUCUGGAUGUUCGCGGAUGAGGGGACUUCCCAGAAGAAGAAAGCGCUAAUGGUAUUGGAGUAUCAGCCGAUCCUGGGGCAUGGGAGCAAAAGAGCUGAUGAUGUCAACAUGUCCGGCGUGAGCAUUACGACACGAUUCCUUUACUCGGUGUUGUCAGGGAAGAUCUAUGCUGGUAAGAAGAAGCACCAGGAACCAUUACACAAUCUGGUUAAGCAGUUUGCACAAGAUAUUGGCAAUUCCUACCACGAGCCGAUUCCAGUGCAUGGCAUUUCUUGGACAAAUGGGGUGUUCUUGAUCUGCCUGGGUCUGAAAGGUGACCUUGCAGCUUUGGUAAAGCUCGGGCAGCUGGAAAGAAAUUUUAUGAGAGACACAGCUUCUGGCUGUGGCAAAGGAAUCUGCCAUCUCUGCCGGGCAGGUCAAGAAAACUUCAGUUUUCAUGAUACAAACUUUGACGCCAUGACCAAUAUGAGGUCUUGGUUUAAAGGAGCUGAUACAGCCACGCUGUGCACCUACUUGGAGCCUAUGUUGAAGGGCAUCGUUGCGAACUUGGAUGCAGACAAUCGACACUAUGUGGGCCUCAUCAUCAAAGCGCUCUCAGCAGCCAACAGCUUCAUGAAGACGCUAUAUCAUAGCGGACUAUGGUUGCUUGAUGGUGAAAGAGAUGCUGCCAUUUUGCAUGGCCAGCAGGUUUUACUACACUUCCAGAAACUUGCAGGAAUAGCCUUUUCCUGGAACAUGACCCGUUGGAAAUUUCAGCCGAAAUUUCAUUUCUAUGCGGAAGUGCUGUACUAUCUCCAAGCGGAACGCAUGGAGGACAUACCUUCAAUCAACCCGAUUUCAUUGUCCACACAGAUGGACGAAGACUUUGUGGGACGUUUAUCGGCAGC